This is a messenger RNA of Phyllopteryx taeniolatus (common seadragon), 4312 nucleotides long. It is a transcript of the gene xkr5b, whose product is annotated as XK related 5b. Gene Ontology annotation, biological process: apoptotic process involved in development; engulfment of apoptotic cell; phosphatidylserine exposure on apoptotic cell surface. Gene Ontology annotation, cellular component: plasma membrane. The record is from RefSeq and is a predicted model, not a curated record. Bases 100 to 2325 code for a protein of 741 amino acids. NCBI's taxonomy places the organism in Eukaryota, Metazoa, Chordata, Actinopteri, Syngnathiformes, Syngnathidae. The transcript is spliced from 13 exons.
CUCUCCAGGAAAGGACCAGAACGACCGCGGCCCGCCAACCUCCUACGAGGACUGGCUGUUUCGGAGCUGAGUGUGUGUGUCUGGGGCGGGGGGUCCGCCAUGAGGGACUACUCGGCACCUGCGAACCAAGGAGGCUCCUGUAUGGCCUGCUGCCAAGUUUGUGUGUUCUUCUUCACUGCAAUCCUCAUUGUCGCAGAGAGGACGGCGCUGAUUUACUGCUUUGUGUACUAUCUGUGGGUGGGUCACAACUACUGCUACGCCCAUCUGGCUGGCUUCACUGCACUCUUCCUGCUACCAGGUUGGGGUCCACAGUGGCUCAGCUACCGAUGGUACCUCUCAGAUGGAAAGAUCCGCAGAAAGUCUCUCACCUGGACUCACAUACUGCACCUGGGUAUCUUCAAAAGGCUGUGGGAGUGCAUGCGUCUUCCAGAUAUGGACGUGUACGGAGAGAUCAUGCAACAGGCUGAUGUGUCCGCCUUACGGAUGUUGGAGGCCUUGGUGGUCACCCUCCCCGAAACACUGCUGCACACCUACGUGCUCAUCUGCACUGAUAUAGGCAUCAAAUCUCCAGCUUCCGUGUGUUUCGCGGUGUGUUUGUUAUCUCUGGCCUGGGCGUUGGUCCUGUAUGCCCGAGCAUGUUCCCUCAUCAGACCAGGACACCUGCAAAUGACCCCUGCUGCCAUCUUCUGCCGACUCCUGUGGAGGGUCAGUAUGUUGGGGUCUCGAUUCGGCGUCCUCAUGCUUUUCACGCGGGUCUUCAAACACUGGGUUCUUGGCGUUAUAGGUGUGCACUGGUUGGGGACAACAUUUUGGAUGGUGUCUCAGCAGACUGACAUCAUCCGUUCAACUAGUCGAUGGAGACUCUUCAAUCUGAUUCUUGGGGCCAUUCAUAUCUUCUUCUUCCUCAACGUGAAGUACGGUCCGUCACGCUUCCGCAUGGCUGGCUUCUACCUGGUAAUGUUUUUAGAGAACAUUUUCCUCCUGCUGGCGUCGUCCUGGUUGUUCAGCAUGGUGUCCUGGGAUACGGUGGCCAUCCCGACCGCGGUCCUCUGCAGCUUCCUUAUUGGUGUGAUCUCCUUGGUUCUGUACUAUCGCUUCCUCCACCCCAAAUCCUUUGAGAUCUUCCAGAGUAUUCGCCGUAGAGGGAUCAGUGGCGCCUGCAUGGAGAGUGGAUCUAUACUCUCGUUGGAGGAGAAAGUCACGCCUACUUUUCAUCGCCAUGCAACACUGUCAGGAGGUGGCACCCUGAUGGACCUCCCACCCCAGUGGGAGGGCUGGAGGCAUCAUCACUGGCUGCUGAUUCGUUUGGCUCUGAAGACGGGGGACGUGCCCAAGAUCUGGUCAGUCUACGGAGAAGGUGGUCUCGCUGGACUCAUGGGUUUGUGUGAAGAGCUUCAUUACGGAAAUGAACAUCGUCGUGUACCGCAGCCUCCACGUAUUCCACCUCAGGUCCUCCACCCAGUUCCUCAGCCACCCCGACCUCAGGUGACCCCAGCUCCACAGAGAGAGGAGGUGCCACCACCAAAGCCAGCUCUCACCAAUGUCAUAGCCAGACCUGUGAGGAAAGCUCCUCCCACAACAAUCCACGAUAUUAGACUAGUUCCAGAGAUCAUCCCGGUGCAUGAGGCCAUUCUUGAAGAGAUCACAGAGGAUUUCAGUGCUCCACAGACAGAGGAUAAAGGUGAUGAAGAGUUUCAGAGUGCGAUUUACGGUUCCCCUUCACUUUCAUCACCUGCCCAACCAGGAAGCCUGCGCCACAUCGACAGUAAAUCCGCCACCCUGACUGAGAAGUCAUCCUCUGCAGGUUCUUUGGACAUCAAGACCCCCGGCUGGUCACCUGAACGUCCCUCCCCUCUCCUGAUCAGCUCCCCAGAGAAGAAAUCAGCUACACCGUUAGACACUACCUCAUAUUUCUGUGUCGAUGUACCUUCUCCCUCGAGUGGGAGCUAUCUAGGCUGGGGGUCUGAGCUGUCACCCAUCUCCACCUACAGAAGCCCCUACCGCAUUAGGGAGGCUCGUUUUGUCGCAUCUACUUCACGUCCGGAGUCCCGGACUGGAGCAGAGAGUCCAGGUCUUGCCCCGGUUGUUAUCAUCCCCGCUACACCCGGUACGACUCCACGCGCGACCCCCAGUGGGACCCCUGGUUCCAUUACCCCCGCAGCCUCAACACCCACCGCCUCCACACCUGCUGCAUCCACUCCUGGUGCUGCAACCCCUGCUAGUGCCACAACACCCAGCACCCCCAUAGUCCCACUCGCCCCAGUCAUCUCCCACGCCUGCAAACAGAUAGUUCAGUUUGUGGACAGCAGAGAGAGGGCCGUGUAAGAAGGAUGACGUUAACAGCGCUCACUGGCCACAACAUUAGGGACAAUUGCCCAAUAUUGAAAACAUAUUCAAAAACUCUAGUAUUUUGGUUACCUUUUCUAUAUAUACAGGAGAUAGUCAAAAUAUUAGAAACAGCUCUCAGCAUGAUUCGGUGCAGUUGCGCACCACUGCCAUAAUAAACAUAAUGGGUUCAUGAACACAUCUCAAACUGAACACAUCCCAUCUCUCCACUACAGAAAUUAAAUGUGGUCACCCCUGUGCGUUAUGGGGUGCAGGUGUACCUAAUGAAGUGUCCUGUAAGUGUAUAAGAUUUCAUGACAAAAGUAUACACAAUAUGAAGCACUUCUUAUCCCUGCUCAUUACCAGUACGCAGAAAAUGUGUAGAACCUUUUUUUCAGUUGGUGGGAGUGAUGCAUAUUUUCAAAUGACAACACGGCUAUAAUCACAAUGAACAAGCAUACUGAAACAAAUCAGCAAAUUUGAUUUUUCCAUUAAAAAUAAUAAGAGUUAGAUCUCUCUCUUGGUAAAAACCUGUGUACUUUUUCAGGCAACUUACAACCAAUUUAAAACUAUUAGAAUUAGAAUUAUGUUGAUGUUUAAGAAGAUUGUCUUCUUAGUAAGAAAUAAGUUUACAUUCAAUGCUGCCUUCCAGGUUGCAGCCUCUUUUCUAAACCACUUGGGUUCUUCUUACUUUUACAAAACAAUACCAACACGCUCCGUUCUUGAUUAAAAAAAAAAUGUUCAUUAACAGAUAAUAAAAUGUUAUCUUUCAAGGAUUUCAUACUUAAAUUGUAACUUUUAAUUGUUACAGUUUCGUUUUGUCACCAGAAUGUUAGUCAUAGAGUUUUGUGUCACACAAGGGUUUUCAGUGUAGGACGGUGAGGCUGAUGUCAGAGAACAUAAAAUAGUUGAGGCCUCGCUCCCUAGUUUCUGUCUCUCCGCAGAACUUCUCUUUAACUCGGAACUAAAAAAAUUUCCAUUGUGCACUUUCAACUGAUGUUAAUAAUAAUACAUUUUUAUUUCAAGCCACGUUUCAGAACACCCUAUAACACCGUACGUGAAAUAAAGCAAGGAAAGGGGGGAAAAAAAGUUACAAAUCAAUAACUCAUGCAUGGUAAAAUGAGUAAAGAAAAACAGCCAGUUGGCUUGGCAGGGUUUAAAAUAUUUUAUUUUUCAAGCUGCUGCAGGUGCGCCUUACACAUUGAAAACAGCUAGUUACUCUAUUAAAUAUAUUGUUUCAAUUCAUUGGGAUUGUGUGAUAAGGGAGCAUUGCAGAACAGAUUUGAGCUCUGCCAACAACGUUUCAUAUCAUGAAAGCUAUUUAUUUGAAUAAUCUGUUCUGUUCUGCUCACAUUUAAGAGUCAUAAGUGAAUUGCUCUUUGAAGUACAUACUGAAAAGUUAGUCCCAUACUGUAUGUAUAUCAAGAGAAGUGAUGUGUAAUUAUGCAUAGAUGAAAGAAAUCUGCAUGAGGAGCACAUGGACCCGCUGUGCAUACUGCAGUAGACAUUGCACAUGCUUGGAUGUGAACACCACAGCAAUAAAGAAGCUAAUAUGUAUCUUUGUGCACUCAUGGAAAAUAUACACGCUUUAGAUUGCAGACCAUCGUCAUGAAUUGGUGCUUUUCUGCAACUGAUAGUUUGUGUGUGUGCAUCGCUUCCUAAUAGCCCAUAAUGCACUGAUUUGUCUACCUGAAAUCUAGCAUGACAUUGCUAGUGUGUCUGUUUUUUUUUUUUACAUUUUUUUAAAGAGCUGCACAUUUUUUGUCUCGCUCUUUUUGACCCAGCUGGGAUGUGUGGACAUAUAUGGUGCAGUUUUUGUCUUUUAUCAUCACUAGACAUCACCGCAUCUCUACUGAGAUUUCCACAGCUGCUGUGGUUGACGGCACCGAGACACUAACUCUGCUAUUGAUGUGACAAAAUAAAGUCAAUAACCCCGAUGAAAAGCAGUUUGUUCUUUGUGGUCCCUAUUAACUGGCUGAUGCAAUGC